Bursaphelenchus xylophilus (pine wood nematode) is the source of this 510-nucleotide messenger RNA. The record is from the annotation of a GenBank genome assembly. Lineage: Eukaryota; Metazoa; Nematoda; Chromadorea; Rhabditida; Aphelenchoididae.
AUGAAAAGAUGGAAAGAAAAAAAUGAGAGUUGUCGGGAAAAUAAUGAGCACCCAGUCGCCGCACGUCAAACUGAGGAGUCCGGUGGCCGGAAUAGACUCGGCAGUGCACAUUAUCUUCCCGACAGACCGUUAAGCGCGGCGGUAACCCAAUAUCGAUCUGUCGGGAAAAUAAUGUGGGCCUUGGACUCGCCCAUCAUCGCUUUGCAACGGCAAGCCGCGGCUGGGGAUUUGGUGCCUACGACUAGAAAUUUUGCUGCGAAAAAUCCACUUUAUUUUCCCGACAGACUGAUCUGGCAAGGCAACGGUUUGGCCAAUGGUCAACCGUCAAAGCGUGUGGACAAUUGGAAUCUAUCGUGUGUAUUGGCCGUCUUGUGUAUUGUCGUAUUUGGAGAAUAUAGAGGUCAUAAGAGGUAUAUAGUUGUUGGAGUUUUGGGAGCGCUUGUCCAGGACAGCGUAUUAGGAUAUCCGAUGUCUGAUCGUGUUGACGGGGGACCGAGGACCUGUUAUUAA